Messenger RNA from Mercenaria mercenaria, 7331 nucleotides. Its product is annotated as paired box protein Pax-5-like. Gene Ontology annotation, molecular function: DNA-binding transcription factor activity, RNA polymerase II-specific; RNA polymerase II cis-regulatory region sequence-specific DNA binding. Gene Ontology annotation, biological process: regulation of transcription by RNA polymerase II; anatomical structure development. The record is from RefSeq and is a predicted model, not a curated record. The transcript has 16 exons. Bases 796 to 2991 code for a protein of 731 amino acids. NCBI's taxonomy places the organism in Eukaryota, Metazoa, Mollusca, Bivalvia, Venerida, Veneridae.
AGUUAACCUAUCGCGGGCCCCUCUAUAAUAACCACGUGCUUUCCAUUGAGCAUGGGAAAAUUUCACAGAACACAUUUCAUGCUUUUAUUGUGAUAUAACGGAUCUGUAAUUUGAGGAAAACACGGUGCAUUCACAUUGAUGUUUAAUUGUAUCAGAGGUCAACAACCGGCUCAGUUUCAGAAUCUUAGAGGCAGUUUUAUCGGCUGGAACACUUCUGAAUCGAACAGUAGGGACAUCUUUCUUGUGCGCAUGUAUGGUCAAAAGUUUUGCAGGCGCACGCAGGAGCUCCUGGGUUUGGAUAACCCUCAGCUAAGAAGAUCAGAAGACCUCAUCAUAGUAGAAAAUUGAUACCUUGGUUGGGGCUUUGUGUUGUACUGACGUGACGUGAAAUGAUGAACAUGAGCUAAGUGACGGCGGGUGUCUUUCCUAAGCUGCAAUCGGGACUCGCUGUCGUCUGCUGUAGUUGGCAAGAUGUGACUGAUUGUGUUAGAACUGGGAUUCCUGCAGAAGACAGUUAAUUCAGACUGUCAUCGAUGCCAAAGUUCCCUAACUUUCGGAAAGGACAAAAAUACACUGAAAAGGAACGAGCUUCCGUUUAGUGGUAGGCGUGUUUAUGGAGUGACGACACACAUCAACAGCUACCUGCGCGACACAGUACGGCUGAGUGAUCGCUAAACAGUGUGGGACAUAAACAAAACAGAUCGGAGUUUUUGAGGAGUACAACAAACUCGCUUAAUGUGACAAGCAAGGCCUGUUUUACUGGCCACCGGAUUAAAAACUAUUUUAAAGUUUUAAAUGAGGAUGGAAGGCAGCAUGGUUCAAGUUUUAAUACCUUCUACGGCUGGACUGACAUCAAUGGCCAAUUUGUCAACCGUCGGAUUGGCACCGUCGUCGACGGAACCAGGAACUUUUGCCACAGUUUCGAUUCCGGUGUCAAGUUUAGGUGCAAUUCCGACCACUAUUCAAGCUUCUGACAUCAUAUCUGCUGCGGCGGCCGCUGCUAUACAUACAAACGGCGAGCCGCCAGAGGAUGACGGUGAUAAUGAACGGACAGACUCAAAUGGUACAACUGAACACGACACUACCCUGUGUGAAACGUCAGAUAAUCGAAUCACUGGUGUAGAAGUUAAGACUGAACCACCAUCUCUAGAGGCACCACCGUUAGAAAAUCCAACUCAGCUACAUCCCGUAAACCUACAAGCCCAUCAACUGCAGACCGCAACCCUCCUACCGACACAUACCAUCAUAGAAAUGUUGCCACAGAAUCUCAUCGAACAUCAGCAACUUUUACAGCAGCAGCAACAACAGCUACAAGAACAGCAACAGCAGUUGCAGCAACAGUUUCAGCAGCAGCAGAGUGAACUACAGCAACAAGUGACCCAGCAACAGGAACAGUCCGGGAAACAAGGAAAGAAACAGAACCAAACCUCUGACGGUAAAGGUCAUGGUGGAGUAAACCAGCUUGGUGGUGUGUUUGUAAAUGGGCGUCCAUUGCCUGACGUGGUACGGCAGCGGAUCGUGGAACUGGCUCAUACUGGGGUCCGGCCUUGUGAUAUCUCCAGACAGUUGAGAGUGUCACAUGGCUGUGUUAGUAAGAUACUCGGCAGGUAUGGACAAACAAAGUACUAUGAAACCGGAUCCAUAAAACCGGGUGUCAUUGGAGGUUCGAAACCUAAGGUCGCCACUCCAGCAGUGGUAGAUGCCAUUACUAGAUAUAAAGUUGAAAACCCAACGAUGUUUGCAUGGGAGAUCAGAGACCGAUUAUUAGCAGAAAAUGUCUGUUCAAAUGACAACGUGCCAAGUGUCAGCUCAAUAAACAGGAUUGUACGCAAUCGAGCGUCAGACAAUGCGCGCAUGUCCAAGGAUGGCAGCUCACCUGUCUCUGGAGACGGCGGAACUCCACACGGAUCUCCAAAUGGUCAAGGAGGAACAUACUCUAUCAACGCCAUCAUGGGUCUUCCACCUCAAGGAAACUCACCACUUACAGAUCACAAUGGCAAUUCUGGAACGAAACGAAAACACGAUGAAAAUGUUUCAAAUGGGCAUGAUCCUGAGAAUAAAAAUGACCAAAUUUUAAAUAACAACAAUAUAAAUAACAUGGAUAUUUGGUAUGGUCGCCCGGCAAAAACAGCUCGGUCAGAAAACGGUGUAAUCAUGACUGACCCUACCCAGGCAGUUAUAAUGAGCAGCAACGGGCAGCUGUACCCUGCACAGGGCUUACAUCCACCUCCCUACGCAAGUUACGUCAGCGGAAACCCACCUAUAAAACAAGAGUACGCCUCAUCCCCCACCCUGGAAGACCAGAACAGAGAACAACAGCAACACAUACCGCAACAACAUCAUCAACAACAACAAAACGACAGCGCACCUACUGUGACAUACAGUCCCACCAUAGUUGAUCAAAGCAAGGGUAAUUCACCGCACGAGAUUCACGGACAGACAGACACGCACAGUAACGAUUAUGAAGCUGCGUCGAAUAAUACCGAAACAACCACUACCAACAAUUCUGCUGCUAUAAAUAGUAACACGAGCUCGGCUACGUCACCGUCGCCUAAGCCUGGUACUCCAAUUAGCGGGAAUUUAACGGAAUUGACGCCUGUACAGCCCACACUGUCUCAGGCUUACACACCCUUGCCGUCAUUUCCCGCUCAAUUUUCAAGUCAAGCGAGUACGACAUUUACUAGUGCUGUCUAUACUAAUCAAUCAGUUGUGGGAACUGCUGUUCCAUCUAUCGUCUUGCCGCCUCAAGUUACCUCCGCUCAAUACACUGGCUCAGUGCCGGGCAAUACCAGCGAAUACUACCAGACCUCGGUGCCAUAUACUCAAUACAAUUCUAAUCCAUACAGUGACCCACAAUGGGCUGCCGCAGUUAGAUACGGACCCAGUGGUAUCAUAAAUCCUCAAUACUACUACCAACCUAAUGCAGCUUCCACAGUGCGGACAGAACAGUCUGUCGCAUCCGGGGUACCUGCCAGCCCAGAGAAAUCAUAAGAGAAAUACCCUCCAUUACUGCACAUGGUUUGUGCCAUAUAGAAUGAAGUCGGUGUUGACCAUAAACAACAUUGUCAGUGACAUUAAAAUUAAAAUAGCAACUGUUGCUAACGACACUGAUAUAUUGUCAGUGGCACUUUUAUUUUGUUGACAACUGUGCUAAGGACGCUGAAGUCAAAGAAAAGGCCGACAUAGUCAGUGACUUUAAUGAAGGUAAACUGGCAAAAGUUUUAAACACAGAAACAAACAUGUUGAAGGAUCUAAUAACAUUGGCGUUAAGCACGCAGACAAUAUAGACAGAAAUAUUGGAAAGACAACGAUAAAACUUGACCACCUCAAAGGGAAGUAUGUCGUGAUUUUUGUGGUGGCUGCUAUUACUUACAUGGACUGCAAUUGGACAGUAAUAGGAAAGAGGUAUUUGCAGGAAAUCACGUGAUCAUAUGGUGUGCAGGAAUGGAGGACGAGAACUUAAUACAAAAAGUUGUUAAGUCAAGUUUGAAUGUGUUUAUAAGAUUAUAGGGUAUUUGUAUUAUUAGUAUCCAGAAAAAAAUGGAAUGUACAUUGCUAUAAUUUCUUUAUGUUGGAAGAUACGUAUUUUGAUGCAAAUAUAUACGUAACAAUGUAUGCAACGUACUGAAAUCUGACAACUGACAUGCAGGUAGCAUCACGUCCUAAUUAAAUACCCAUUGCCAUCAACGAGUUGAGUGAAGUGGUUAGUGUAGAGGCUCAGUAGAUAUUUUAGACAUAUGUUUAUAUCGAAAAGAAAGUCGUUCUUAUAUAUCUUGUAAAUAUUACGUAUGUUAAUUCAUAUGUAUUUUAUGUAUAUUUUAUACCCUUGCAAUUAAUUUUGCAAUACAAAAGUACCUAUACAUACUCAAUUUUGACAUAAUAGUUUGUAGUGUAGAAUGUAUGUGCGUGUUGUGUGAGAGGUUUAGUAUGUUUUCAUGUACAUAGAAUUCCCAAUGACUUACAACACCAGUUUGUGCUUAAUAUCUCGAUAUAGAAUAGUGUUGUCACCUCCUUAGUUUUGCUGUGGAGCUUAUACUCUUGAAAGUAUAGUUGUUACAUAAUUAAUGACAUUUCUUUCAUAAUAUUCUUCAAGGCUUCAAUAGUAACAAUCAACUUGUCUUACAAAUAUUAACAGGAGUAUUUUCAAAACUUGUCAUAUACAAUAACUAACAAAAACAUACGUGAGUUUCUAGUCUUCAUUUGAGCAAAAACAUCUUGUAUCUUUGCCUCAAGUGCUGUUAUAUUUGAAGUGAAGAAUGACUGAAGUAAGGUUACAUGUAGAUGGAUUUAUAUGUUAACUAAAUAAUUGGGAAUUUUAAGAAAAACUAUAUACUAAAUGAAUCAAGAGAUUUUGUACACUUUAUAUUGUAAUCAUGACAGACAUAUUUAGGAAUUAUAUAAAAAAAAUUGUAAAUAGAAAUUGUAAGUAUAUGAAUAAAGUGGAUUCUGCUUAGAUAUAUAAGAUUUUUCAUACUAUUGAUAUGAAAUGGUAUGUUGAAAGUAUGAAUAUGAGAGGUGUGUACUGAAUGAUCGAUAAUUUGAAUAGGGAAGUGUUUCCUGUGUACGUUGAUGAUAUGAAUGCAGAAGGUAUCGUGGAAAUGUUGAUAUGAAUGAGUAUCCAGGGGUAAAUGAAUAUGUAAACGGUAUCCAGUUUCCAGAACUUGUGACAAAAAGCUGAAAAUGAGAUAUUUUAAAUUCUUUUUAGUUUGUAAAGGAUUAUAUUAGAACAAACGAUAACAAAAGCACACAUUUGUUGUGUGAACACAUAUUUCUUGAUAUGUACAUUAAAGAUAUCAAAAUGAAAGGCAGGAAAUGUACAAAUGAUUAAAGAAGGAAGACUGUAUCUAUUUUAGAGAUUUGUAUGAAGUGAAUACAGAGCCAGUUUGUUGUGCUAAUCAGGGAAAACGUGUGAAUCUCAUAAACUUUACUCUUACAACAUAUGUACUUUACUCUUACAACAUAUGUACUUUAUCAUGACAUCGUUGUCUCGAUCCCACAAUGACCAUAAUGCAUAUCAUAUAUUUUAUUGUUUAUAUGUAUUAUCUAUAUAUAUAUAUAUGAUUGUUUUUUCUUUACAUUUUUGUUCAUCGUAUUGAUCAACAAAACCAGAAUCUGCUGAAUAUUUUUCUGAUUAUUUUCAUUAAACGUAAUUUUAUGACGCAACAUGUUGAAUAGACGACAAUAGCGUAUAUUGCCAAGUCUUCUGCAGUUAGAAAUUCGUAAAAGAGUACACAUUUUUUUUCUAAACGGUUUUGAGGUUUGAAUAGGUAUAAUUUUCUUUUUGUUUGGAACUUAGAGAUGCAGUUUUAUGACGGAUUGAUCCAAUAUGCUAUUAUGGAACAUUCACUAACUGGAGUGAUUACUUUAUUUCAGAAUGCAUCGUUUUUUAUACUUCCAAAUAUUGCAGAUAAUAUUCAUUGUCAUUGAAGCUUUCCUCUGGUCAGAUGAGUGCGAUUUUCACUGAAAUAUAUAUAAAAAAGAGUCUGCCGAGACAUCUUGUGAAGCGUAUUCAUGUUUUAAUUUACAUGUGAGAUGUUACAUGUAAUCUUAUUCUCUAACUUACCGGGUUACUAAUACGUACACACAAGAAUUGAGUUUUAGAGUUUACGUACACAUAAAUCAUUACAUGUAAUGCAUAACGUUUCACACGCAAAAGUAGUGUUUAGUAUUUAAAUAGUAAUUUCUCAAUAAUCUUAUUUUUGAUCAUACAACAUUGCACUGUUUUUAUGUAAACAUUAUUAAAACACUUUCACAGCUACAGCAGUAAUUGCAUAAUUGUAUUUUACAUUUUUGGAGUGAAGAAUAUAAAAACUGUAGUUACCUGUAAUUUGAGAAUCGUUUAGAUGUUAAACACGACUGUUUAGUGUGCAAUCAUCAGAUUAAUUAACAUAAACUUCUGUCGCAAAUGUGCAAUAAAAUGAAAAUUAGUUCAUUUUAAACUUUCAUUUCAAAUGUGAAAUAUUUUAAAAUGUACGAGGGGUAAUUUAGCUCGCACAAAACGCUCAUUUAUUGUUUGCAUAUUUAUAUGUACUACUACUUGUGCAAGCUUAACAUACUAUAGUGUUUCAGACAUGAUCUCAAUUCUGUUUUGUAACCUGUUUUCAUGACAUAUUCUGUUGACUCAUAUUUAAAUGUAUUAGCAGUUUCUUCUGUUUAGCGAUUCCUUCCUUAUUUGGUAUUUUACUAAGUUGAAAUUAAGAAGUGACAAUUUGGUUAUGCUUGUUAUAAAGAAUUUGAAAUAUUACCAUGAAACGUUACUUACUUAGUUUCCAACUGAAAUUCAUAUGUAAUGAAGUGUGCAUUUGGUAAUGUUGAAAACUUUCUACCCUACAUUUUAACAAAAACAACAGUGAAGACAGGAUAACCAUAACAGGUUAACGUUAUACAAAAAUGCUGACUUGAUCUUUUUCAUAUUUUUUACUUAUUUUACCUAAAAUUGCUGUUCCUCUUGUGGAAGGGAGGGGAAUUAGUUAAUGUUUGUUCAGACUAGGAAAAAUAUUGAAAUAUAUAUGAGGAAAACUGUUGGCGUAAAAAUGGAUAGUAGCAACUAUUAAUUAAUCAUUAUAACAAUAGGCAACAUUUAAAUUUCCUGCAUUAAGUAAUAGUGUACUGUUUAAAUCGUGGUUUCAUUUUUGUAGGGCACAUACAUUAGAUAGCUAAACAUAUAAAACUAAACACGAAACAUCUAAGUCAUAUGUUUUUGCAAUCAUACAAUUAAUCCACUGAAGUAAACAGUCUUGUUCUCUUUUAUAUUUGAUAAUUAUAUUUUUUAAUGUCUCGGUUUAAAAAAAUCGUGCAGCUGUCCGCUGUUAAUUUAGCUUUGUUAUAGUCAUGAGGAUAGUUCCUCUCUGGUUUCUUUGUGAUCAUAUUGUUGUUGCAAUUUCGUGAAAAAUCACAGUGACUACAGUUUAUUUUAGCUCCAUUGUUCUGAUACGGCUUUGUGAGCAUGAUACAGUUCUUCUACGAGUUUGGCCACAAUAUCGAAGCUUAGUUUUCUAUAUGGAACUAUGUCACAGUUUCAUUAAAGAAAGAAGUUUUAUGAAAAGUCUGAAGGAACAGAACCGUCACACGUGUGGUGGAAAAUCUAAAGUGCUACUUUAUAGAAAUUACUGUUAUUUUUUUCUUUAUUACUUUAUAGAAAAUAUGUUGUGUAUAUACAUUUUAUGUCCUUUACACAGAGAUACGAUCUAGCUAGAUUGUAUCAUAGAAACUUUAAAUUACAUGAUAGGAUAUAUUUCAGACCUAUCAUAGUUCGUUAUCUUUGUAAAUGUAUGCAUACUGAUGUUUGUCAUAAUGUCAUGAUUUUAAAAAUACAAUUUUUGUUACCUUGA